UGGCCUCUGUCGAUAGCAUAAGUUGAACCUUACCACAAAUAUAUUAUUUACAAAAAUAAAGCAUUUUUUUGUUGUUUUUUUCCAUAAAUCAUAAUCAUCUCCCUGUCUCGUCCAUAGAUGAGGGAGAAAGAGAGAGUUGCAGAGAAAGCAAGAUCAGGCGCUGGGUUGAAGGGAAGGGGAUAAGACUAUUACGUAAAGUUGGAGGAGACUUCAAUCUUCUAAGUCCAUGGUAUUCUUUCCACCUACUCUUUCUCAUAGGAAGGCUUACCAAAGAAAACGUGUAGAUCAUUUCCCUUUGUAGUUCCCUUCAGUUGUAUUCCACUACAAACACUUCUCUUUCUCAUCUCCGAACAGAAACAGAGCACACCAAACUACAACCACACAGAUCGCAACAAUUAUAGAAGAAAGUGAUGGCAACAGAGAGGGAAGACCCUGUUUCUAUUAGCAUAGGUGAAAUGCUACAGAGUUUAUCCCCGUUAUCACCGGAUUGUUGCAUUGCUAGAGUACCAAAUUAUCUUCGCAAGGCAAAUGAACAAGCCUAUGAGCCGGAGUUAAUUGCAAUUGGUCCAUACCACCACGCUAAACCUCACUUAAAGGCAAUGGAAGAGCAUAAGAUCCGUUAUUUUCAAUUGCUUCUUCAAGAAAGAAGGGAGAACGAUGUCUCAAGAUAUGUCAUGAUAAUCAGAAGUUUGGAAGAACAAGCUCGCAAAUGCUAUUCGGAUCCUUUUGCUCUUGAAUCAGAUGAUUUUGUCAAAAUGUUGCUCCUUGAUGGUUGCUUUAUUGUUCAGCUAAUCCGUAAGUUUUCAGAGAUAAGAUUGAGAGAUGAAAGUGACCCUAUUUUCAAACUGGUCAGUUUGCGAGGAACCAUACGUCGUGAUACGUUAUUAGUUGAGAAUCAACUUCCCCUCUUUGUUCUUUGGGAGUUAUAUGCUAUGAUUGAGUACCCGGAUCAAAGAACAUUCAUGGCAAUUGUUUUCUCUUUCUUUUGCCAUAUAUUACCUGGUGAAGGAUGGCCACAAAAUAGUCUAAAUUCUAUUAGAGUAAUCAACCAUCUAGUAGACCUCGUACAUGAAUGCUGGCAUCCUUCACCUUUAGAAUUGAAGGCUUAUCAAAAUUUGAACAAAAAUGUUCCCUGGAAUUUCAUACAUUGUGUUACAGAGUUGAAAGAAGCUGGAAUAAAGUUCCAAAUGAAACGGGGAAAUAGCUUGUUUGACUUAAAGUUCGAAAAUGGGACAAUGAAAAUCCCAACCUUAAGAAUUUACGACCGCUUGGAAGGCACCCUUCGAAAUCUCAUCGCUUUUGAGCAGUUUUCUUCACACAGAGGCCUAAAUCAUGUCACUGAUUAUGUACUACUUUUCCACUGCCUUGUCAAUUCUACAAAAGAUGUGGAAAUCCUCCGUCAAAGUGGAAUUAUUGAGAACAUGUUAGGUGAUGAUGAAGAGGUUGCUAGAAUGCUUAACAGGCUUGGUGUCUCUGUCUUUUUCUCCCCUGACAACUUCUAUUACUCUGAGCUAUUCAACAAAGUCAAUAAGUAUUGCGAUCGACGUUGGAACAAAUGGAUUGCAAACUUGAAGCAUAAUUAUUUGAACAGUCCAUGGGCACUUAUCUCCUUCCUUGCUGCUGUUGUGCUGCUCCUUCUUACACUGGUGCAAACUGUUUUUUCAGUUCUCUCUUUCUAUAGUAAAUAAAUGCCAAAUCCUUCUUACCCUUGAAUCCUCCCUUGCCCCUUUUGAUUUUACCUUCAAUCCUACUGAGCCCUUGAAAAGUUCUUCUCAGGUAGCUGUGAAUAGUCACUUGUUUCAUCUGUACUUUCAUUUAUGUUAACAGAUUUAUUUGCAUCCUGAAAAAUGAAGUAUGUUUUUCA
Theobroma cacao (cacao) is the source of this 1864-nucleotide messenger RNA. RefSeq names its product UPF0481 protein At3g47200-like. Lineage: Eukaryota; Viridiplantae; Streptophyta; Magnoliopsida; Malvales; Malvaceae. The record is from RefSeq and is a predicted model, not a curated record.